Molecule: messenger RNA, 456 nt
Organism: Symbiodinium pilosum
Lineage: Eukaryota; Dinophyceae; Suessiales; Symbiodiniaceae
Source: the annotation of a GenBank genome assembly
AUGGACGUUCCCUUCUGGUGGUUGUUGGUGGCAGUCUUCGACCAUGUUGCUGCCACCAACAUCAGCUACGCACAAUACUUUGGAAGCGGCUGUGUUUCUGGUGAGCGGGAAUUCACAUGUUCCGUGUCCGGUGAGACGUUGUGUUGCCAACAUGAGUCGCAAACGCAUGGUUGGUAUUGCCAGGGCAGUUUCGUAAACCGAAAAGAUUUCCCUGGUGGUCAAGACUGCUCCGGACAAGCGAGCCAAGAAAUUGUUGGAUUUUUGAGCGAUACCACCAGUAUUGGCAACAUCAAUGCGGGCGAGUGCAUCGAUUAUGGAAAUACUAUGUCGUUCAAGUUCUCGCUCGUUCCAUCUGCUGCGGUGCCGUGCAGUGCGGCGUUGACAAACGGGUCGGAACUGUUCGGGCCAAACUGGGCAACUUUGAUUUUGCCUGCGCUCAUCAUUUCUUUCACUUAG